Messenger RNA from Hydractinia symbiolongicarpus, 1895 nucleotides. RefSeq names its product 2-acylglycerol O-acyltransferase 1-like. Gene Ontology annotation, biological process: triglyceride biosynthetic process. Bases 89 to 1102 code for a protein of 337 amino acids. Gene Ontology annotation, molecular function: diacylglycerol O-acyltransferase activity. Lineage: Eukaryota; Metazoa; Cnidaria; Hydrozoa; Anthoathecata; Hydractiniidae. Gene Ontology annotation, cellular component: endoplasmic reticulum membrane. The transcript has 4 exons. The record is from RefSeq and is a predicted model, not a curated record.
ACAGGAUUGAAAGUUGUUGUUUUUUUUGUUCUUCAAAUAUUUACUGCCUCAUAUUUUAAAAUUAUUUUUCAGAAAUUAUAUGAAAUGAAUGGCUUUGAUUUCAUUUGCACCAUUACGUAUACCUUUAAAAAGACGAAUACAAACACUUGCUGUUCUCUUUGGAGUCUUCAUAGCAUUUCUUGCCCAUGCCACAGGUCUAGUCUUGUGGUUAGUUUUGUUCCUUUCUAAAUAUUGGCCAAUAGCUAUUUUUUAUGCAACAAUUAUUAUUGUAUUUGACCGAGACCGACCUUCACAAGGUGGAAGAAGAUUUUCAGUGAUUCGAAAUUUAGCCAUAUGGAGAUAUUUUUGUGAUUAUUUUCCGAUUAAACUGGUCAAAACAGCACACUUGGACGACAAUAAGAAUUACAUAUUUGGCUUUCAUCCACAUGGUAUUAUAACCGCAGGAGCAUUUGGUAAUUUCGCUACAGAGGGAACAGACUUCAGUCAUGUUUUUCCUGGAAUUAAGCCAUAUUUACUAACACUGAAAAUUCUGUUCAAGUUUCCAUUUUUUCGAGACUUUUUCAUGGGGUUUGGUAUAUGUGAUGUUUCAAAAGCCAGCAUUCGUUGUAUAUGUAAAGCGUCAACAGGUGGGAAUGCUGCAAUCAUCAUUAUUGGAGGUGCAGCAGAGUCACUAGAUGCUCAUCCAGGAUCAUGCACGUUAACCUUAAAAGAUCGGAAAGGCUUCAUAAGAAUGGCACUUCAGACUGGUGCCAAUUUGGUCCCGGUGUAUUCAUUUGGAGAAAAUGAGUUAUACAACCAAGCUAACAACCCUCGUGGUUCCUUACUUAGAAGAUUACAGGACAGAAUUCGAAGGUGGUUAACUUUUGCUCCUGUUUUGUUCUAUGGUCGAGGAAUUUUUCAAUACAACUUUGGGUUUCUACCUUUUCGGAGGAAGAUAACCACUGUUGUUGGAGCUCCCAUAAAAGUUGUGAAACGCUCGAAUGCAACCCCAGCAGAGGUGAAUCGGUUGCAUCAGUUGUACGUAAAGAGACUGAAAGAACUUUUUGAUCGACACAAAAAGGAACAUUCCGACUAUCCGAACGCUACUUUAGAAAUUUUAUAAAAUUAAUUAUAGAUUGAGACUUAGAAUUUAAUCUAAAUUUUAGCAGCUAACCCAACCGUCCUAUUUUUCUUGUUUAACGUACCCUAAAGUGGUCAUGGACUGUUUGACUAUCACUCUUCAGGUUUAAAAAAAAUGUUCCUUUUUUGUCAAUAAAUUUGUGCCGUGAUUAAAAAAUGUUUUUUUGUAUAUCUGUGAUAUAAUGAUUUUAGAAAAUAAAUUAUUUUUUUUUAUGCAUUAUAUAUAAACUUAAGAAUUUUUUGUUUAAAUUAUAUUUUUGUUAUGCCAACAGAAAUUACUUAAAAGUUGUAAAUUUUUACAUUAGGUUAUCUGAAUGUAAGGUCCCAGCGAAUGAAUCCAGUGAAUCCUCUUGUUCUGUUCGACCAUCCAGGAAGAGAGAAACAUAAACAAAAACAUGCGAUAAGAAUUAAGCCGCAUUUCUUAUGUUUUCUUUCCCCAAAAUGUGAGAAAUACAUAAAGUUAAAAGCAAAAAACUAAAAGAAAUUGGCAUAAAUUUUGCUUUAAACUGCGCAUUUUGUUGCGUCUUGACUCUUGACUGGCAAGACAAAAAAAGUGCAUUCAACCAAAAAAAUCUUUUGUGUCUGCCUAAAAGAUUAGAACCUAAUUUUAUCACUUUCAAAUUUAACUCACGUUUAUUGUGAUAUUGUGCGAAUAUGAUUUAUUGAAAAGAUAAAUUAUAUAAUUUAAUAGAGCAUUUAACAAUUUAACUUUGUUUAAAGUUAUAUAUUUUUAUAAUAUACAGAAUAUAGUAUAGAAAUUAUUCUUCGGAACUGUA